This is a messenger RNA of Epinephelus fuscoguttatus (brown-marbled grouper), 2514 nucleotides long. Its product is annotated as adenosine receptor A1-like. The record is from RefSeq and is a predicted model, not a curated record. Gene Ontology annotation, biological process: G protein-coupled adenosine receptor signaling pathway. The transcript has 2 exons. Lineage: Eukaryota; Metazoa; Chordata; Actinopteri; Perciformes; Serranidae. The coding region runs from base 50 to 1033 and encodes 327 amino acids. Gene Ontology annotation, molecular function: G protein-coupled adenosine receptor activity. Gene Ontology annotation, cellular component: membrane; synapse; dendrite.
ACUCGCCACACCGUUUUGACUAUCAAACAUUAAGCAGAUAGGCAGCACGAUGGAUGUGGGAGAAGUGAUCUACACCUUGUUGGAGGUGCUCAUCGCUGUUUGCUGCUGUCUUGGAAAUAUGUUGGUCAUUUUGGCACUGUGGACCGGCAAGAUCAUUCAGCAACCGACCUUCUGCCUUAUUAUCUGCCUGGCUGUGGCUGACUUUAUGGUUGGCUGUGUGGCCAUACCGCUGGCUGUGUUGGUGGACGGACGAGUGAAGACUUCAUUCCAUGGUUGUCUCUUCAUCAGCUGUGUUGUCAUCCUGUUGACACUGGUCUCGGUUUUGUGUCUCACGGCUAUUGCAGUGGAUCGAUUCCUCAGGGUGUUUAUCCCUCUCAGGUACAAAAGGACUGUAACACAGAGACAUUCUUGGCUUGUCGUAGCAGCAUGCUGGCUUCUUGCAGUGCCAAUGAGUUUUUCUCCAAUGCUUGGAUGGUACAACCAUGAAACCUUGGCUGCGGCAGUCAACUCAACUAUUGUCUGCAGGUUUAUAGAUGUGAUCCCCAUGUCAUACCUGGUUUACUUCAGUUUUUUCCUCUGCACCCUGACACCUCUGUUGGUGAUGACUGUAUUGUAUGGCUACAUUUUCUGCAACAUCCGAGGAAACCUUCGAGACAAACCAGGCAACGGUGCCCAAAUCCAGUCUCAGAACUACCUGAAGAAAGAGAAACAGCUGGCAGGAUCUCUGUCUCUGGUCUUGGCUCUGUUUGCCCUGUCCUGGAUCCCUCUCCACGUUAUGAACUGCAUUGCUUACUUCAGUGGGCCGAAUAAUGUACCAGUAACAGCUUUCUAUGUCGGGAUCCUGCUCACUCAUGCUAACUCGGCUGUAAACCCAGUUGUGUAUGGGUUCAAAAUACAGAAGAUCAAGACAGCGUACCUGAAGCUGUGGAGACGGUAUACUGCAUGUGGAGAAGAUUAUCAAGUCUCUCAGACAAGCCAGACAACAGACAACAAUCUCAGCAGUAACAUCAACAGUGUGGCCAAAAAUGAGUGAAUGAAGAUUUCCUUCUUUGUUCUUGAUGACUAUAUGACAAAACAGGCUUAUUGUUGAACGCAAAGACCGAUACAUUUUCUCUUGACUCACAUGAAUGUAUUUUAUUCAGCUGUUGCAUGGUUUUAGUUUGGAAAUGUUCGUUUCUGUAUCGGUUGUUUUAUCAGAUAUGCUGUGCUUUUUAUAGGUUUGUGGUUAGCCAACUCGUUUUCUUGCCAAGUUGUCACAUAUCGCUGCUUUGUCAGUCACCCUACAUUCAGUGUGUUAGGUAUUCUCCUGCAGUGCCGUGCACAGACAUUUUGCAGGGCAAGUGCUCAAGUGGAAAAAAGGCACUGCCAUUUUCCAUGCACAAAAAGCUGGGGGGAUGUCUGUCUAGUCCACAUAUGAGGUGUCUAAAUACCCAUACAAUAUACACCUAGCCACUGCUACACACACAUUCACUUUCUACAUUUAUCAUUUCUUUAUAACAGGCAACCACAAUGAAAACAGUGCCCCACUGUGUACACUUUGGUGGUCCAUAAAGUAAAUAACCAUCACAAUCAACAAAUCUUUACACAAUAUUGAAAAUUAUUGUUCUCUGAAUAAUUAAAAUAAUGAAGCAACCAUCUACCCUCCAAAUUAGGAAGUAGGCUUCCGUCAGUUGCAACAGUAAGGCUGUUCUCCUCUCCUCCCCUCCUCUCUUUAUUUUCCAAUCCUUUCCUUUGCUCUUGUCCUCUCAGUUUGUUCUUCUCUCCUCAUUCUCUUGUCCUCCUUUCUUUUUUAAACAGUCACAUACUAGUUCUUAUAAGUAUCUUCUAAAUAAGCUUUAAAUGUUGUUAAAGAAUCCCAGAGAACAGACACGUGCAACUCCUUGGCAAUCUUUACCCAACACAGCCCCAAACUGCACGUCAUUUUGUUUAAAUUAAUAAUCAGAGAUGCGAUGUGGAAGUAUUUAACAUUAAUUCAAAUUGAGUUUUGGUUUAAAAUGACACAAGGAAGUGGGAAUGCAAUUUGCUGGGCAGUUUGUGAACCCCAGUCUGACAGAGAGUUGAAGGGAGACUGUGUGGUUUUUCGCCAGGCUUGCUUACAGCAUACUUUUUAAUUGAGAAUUGAUGCAGUGAGCCAAAUUUAAAAACUGUGUAAACUAAUGUGUCUUGCAAAAAGACAGAGGGCAAAAGAGCAUGUGCUUGAGCACCACCUUGAGUGUAUCUCUGCAUGUGCCUGCUCCUUAUAUUACAAUCACUACAAUUGGCAUCAGGUGUCUGACAUCAAAAUCACUGACAAAGCGGCGGUAUUUGAUGACUUAAGAAUGAUAACGGGCUGGGUUAAUGUUUGUUGUCUGUACAGCUCCAAGUAGUUUUGCAUUUUGUUGUGGACAUAUAUUUUCUGAAUAUUUACUUCCUGUCCGCCAUAUGCACAGUUUCCACUGCUGUCAGUCUAAGCUGGGUUAAAUACUCUCUGUCUACUGUACUAUUUCUGUAUUGGAUGCUGAAGAUGAUUAACAU